This is a messenger RNA of Cylindrotheca closterium, 2583 nucleotides long. The record is from the annotation of a GenBank genome assembly. Lineage: Eukaryota; Bacillariophyta; Bacillariophyceae; Bacillariales; Bacillariaceae.
AUGGCAACUCAAGAUCUUCCCAGAUCCUUUUCAAAUGCAAGAGUUGGCAAUGCUAUUGGUCCAGCUGUCACUAUAGAGAGAAAAGGUCGUAGAUCUGCCUCAAGAGUGAAAGGGAAAAAUACAAAGAGAAGGCGUUCUUCUGUGGCCAUUGAUGCGAAGAAGAGCACAGAAACUAGUGUCAGCAAAUCGAAGAAGAGGAUACGACAGAAAUCAUCAAAAGCCGCCUCAACAACAGUAGCGUCUUCAGAGAAAAUAAAGGACGAAUCGAAUUUGGCAAGCCGAAGAAAGAGGCGAUCAAAGCGGCGAAAGCAUGUGGCAGUAGGGUCACACACGCCACCCAAAUCUAUGCCAGUCAAGGGCUCAUCCACCAAGAAACGAAACGUGAAACGUUCAAAGAAACGAAGUCUUGCCAACACAAAACGCAUCAAUCAUGGCUCUGAACCAGAAGAAACCGAAGAAUUCGCAACAUCGUUGCUGAGGGCUCUAGCGAAAGAUGAGAUUGAUGGAGAAACUCCACCCAUAACCGACGAUUCGAAGGAUGAUCCUCAUAUACCAACAACCUUGGAUCGAAAAGAUGACGAUUUGGCUCCAACCAAUAUCCAGAACGAGUCAAAGGAAGAGGUACUAUUCGUUGAAGUAGAAAGUGUUGCGAGUGCCGCCACGAACGUGUCAGAUGUUGCUGUUAGUGUAUCUAAAGGAGGACCAACAACCUCCACUCCAAGCAAUGAUUUGACGACAGGUGAUGGCCUUGAAGACGGAAAUGCCGAAGUCUCCAGCCAUUCAACCAUCGAUUCAAAUGCUGUUAACGAAGUGAAAGGAGUUGUGAAUGAAGUCGAUAGUGCUCCCAUAGAAAUGGUCUCUACAACAAAUGUCGAAAAUGAAGAUACUGCCAAUAAAGAAGAAACGGAGAACCAGCAAGUUGACGACGAGGAAUUGGACAAAGUCGAUGUAUCCGCUAUUGAACUCGAUGGAGGUGAAUCUAUUGUUGACGAAUAUUCGGUGCGAGCUACAGAAAUGGAAAGUGGGCCAAUAUCGCAAGAGGAAGCUGCAACCCAAACAGAAACUUCUCUUGAAGAAUCUUAUGUCGAAGCACCGGUUGACGAAGACUCCGAGAAGAAACAGGAAUCAGAGGCCAACGAAGGCGCUGUUGAUGAUAAUGACAUUGAUUCAGAAAAGAAGCAAGACGGCCCUUCGAAAGAGGAAGAGGGUGUUGUGGAUUUCAUCGAGGAAAUUUUGCAAGAAGAUGUUAAGUCUUGGGUAAACGACUCGUCGUCGGACUCCGAAUCAAAGCCCACUGCGGUUGUGAACGAUACUCGAGGUGGUCACCAGGAUGUUAGUACUUCUAUCAAUAGUGAAGUGAAGAAUGAUGAAAACAAAUCCUCUGAUGAAAAAGACUCGUCAGAAGAACCAACAGAAAAGGAAAAUCAGCCAGCCACUUGUGUAGAAGAUACUACAAUCACAGAGACUAUGACGCUGGAUGCUUCUCUUCUAGAAGCAUGUGAAGACUGUGAAACCGACAUUGCAGUUUCGGUCGUUACGUGGAACCUUGCUGAGGUCUCACCUGCAGAAGAAGAUGCUGUUUUCAUUCGAAAGUUUCGUAAGUCAGGCACAAGGAAGGGGUCGGGUAGCGACUUGGUACUUAUAUCAGGUCAGGAGUGUGAAAAUAUCAAACCAAGGCGAUCAGAGGGCUCAAGGUCUAGGGAGUAUCGCCGUCUCAUGAUUAAGAUGCUUGGGAAGCAAUAUGUACCAAUUGCACUUCAUCUGCUUGGUGGUAUUCAAUUUGGUUUGUUUGCAAAGAGAUCUUUCUUGAAAGAAAUUGAAGAGAUUUCAAUCGCAGACGUAACUUGUGGGAUUGGCAAUGUGUUCCAUAACAAAGGGGCGAUCGCAGCAUUUCUGAAGGUGAAGGCAAGGAAUCGAUCUUCCACAAGCAACAAGGCCAGAUCGCUGCGACUGGUCUUUGUGACCGCACACAUGGCUGCCCACGUUAAGAAUGUUGAAGCAAGAAAUGCUGACUUUUGGCGGAUUUCUAGUGAGCUCGAAGCACAAGCCCCAGAUGGAUUUCUACCAGAGCACGACGUCUCUAUCGCUUCGGAAAAUGAAUCAUUCUUGUUUAACUCCGUUGAUCGAGUUUUCUUCUGCGGCGACUUGAACUACAGAGUUGAUCUUCCGCGAGAGUUGACUGAAUUGCAGACUCUCGGACAAGGUCGCAGUGAAGAAAACCAAAUGCUCUAUUCCGAGUUGAUGUAUCAUGAUCAACUGAAAGCUACAAUGUGUGAGAAUCAAGCAUUCCCUGGAUUUGCUGAAGGAAAAAUUUCCUUUGCUCCAACUUUUAAGUUCGACAAGGAGUCAGACUCCUACGACACAUCACACAAGCAGCGAAUCCCUGCGUGGACUGAUCGGAUUUUAUUCAAACCAUUUGGUACAAGAGUAUUGGAAUACACUAGCGUUCCUGAAGCACAACAUAGUGACCACAGGCCAGUGCAUGGAACAUUCAGAGUAUCCAUGGAAGGAAGAGACCUGCCACCCAAGAAAGCACGCUCGCGCAAACCCCGAGAACGGAGGCGGCAGAGCGAUAUAGAUUAA